This is a messenger RNA of Folsomia candida, 2165 nucleotides long. RefSeq lists its product as uncharacterized. NCBI's taxonomy places the organism in Eukaryota, Metazoa, Arthropoda, Collembola, Entomobryomorpha, Isotomidae. The record is from RefSeq and is a predicted model, not a curated record. The transcript has 4 exons. The coding region runs from base 1271 to 1825 and encodes 184 amino acids.
ACCUGACUACUGUUCAGCCAAUAUUAAUAGUCUGAAAAAAAUCUGAGAGGUUUCCUGGCAGAUAUUUUAUAAUAUUCUGAAAAAGAUAAAUAACCUUUCGAAAAAUUUCCAAGGAAUUGAUACUAUUAAUAUCGGCUGAACAGUAAUCAUCAACUUCAAAGGGAAAGAAUAAGACAUCCGCCACUAAUUUAACAUAACGCCACCCCUAAGGAUAAUUCCCGGCCAAAAAUUGGUUCCGUUAACUAUUAUAAAAUACUUAAUUUCAAAUUUUAAAUUUAGUGGUGGGUGGAUUCUGACUUCUCCAGAUUUUGACAGCUAUCCUAAAACAGGCCUCCGCCCCGUUGAAAGUUUGUCGACUAGUUUCUCAUUUCUGGAACGAAACGGUCCUUUCCCUUCCAAAUCCGAGACUCGCGCUAGAUCUGGACUACAUGACUAACAGUCAAAACAACGCGCUCCGCUUUUUCCCCAUGUGCUUCCCAUCCGAUGACCGACUCGUGAAACGGAUUAGCGCCACGUGUUGCGAUCUUGUUGACGUCCCCUACUUCUCUUACCUCACUGAUUUCUUCGGCUACAGGAUUAUGAAAAUUUGUGACAAGUUUACCGACCGAAUCGAAAUUUUAGAAAUUAUCUUCGAGUUCAAAGACUGUUUCCCAGCUAUUUUUCAAGUUUUGAAAAAUUGUUGUCCCAAUUUGAAACAGUUACGAAUUUGUCACGACUUCUGCGAGUAUGACGACGUAGCCACUGGAGAAAUUUCUCCAGCUGUGUUGCUUCCAAAACCAAAUUUGACCCUGUUUGAAGCCUACGCUACCGAAGCGGUGACCCCGUCGCUCAUCAGUCUGAUUCAACUGGUCGUAAAUGCCUCGCCAAAUUUGAAGAAGGUCACAAUUCCGUGGGGAAUCUAUCCAGAUUUCGGAAAUUUAAAAUUUCUCGAUUCCUUGACCACCUCACUGGACGAAAAUCGGAAGUUGGACGUCGUUCUGACAGAAUUUAAUCCGACAGAACUCUCCCGAAUGUUGGGUCAGGUCGCUGACCAGCUCGUCACCUUAAGGUUUCAGAAUUCCUGCACGUACAAUACCCCAAACAAGUUUGAUUUCCCGAGCAGAUUCCGUUUGCCUAGAAAUAUGUCGAAACUGGAAGCCUUCGAGAUCCAGAUGAUCGACAUUUAUCGCGACGAUCUCCUACAAGACCUCGAAGGACUGCCUGCUCUCAGUCGCUUGUAAUUGGAACGAUAUUUAAGAAGUCCAGAUGUGUCGAAGAAAUUUUAGAGAUUAUGUGCGAAAGGAAUAUGGUUUUGGGGAACAUUACGCAUUUGGAGAUUUGGGAGACGCAUGAUCCGAGCCUUUUGGAGGAAUUGAAGACAGCAUUUCCGAAUUUGGUGAAAUUAGAGGUGAUCACGUGUGAAGAAAUGGACACCCGCUGGGACGAGAGUGGGAUGGAGUUGGGCGUCGUGCUGAACGCUUGCGGUGGGGGUUGGGGGGCCCCGAAACAUUUGUAUAUCGAACUGCCAUCUUAUCCGGACCAAAUUAAGGAUACCAUUCAGGUCCUGGUGGACACUAGGGAAAUGUUUGUAGGACUGAAAACUCUGGAAAUUGGCAUGAUGGAGUGUGAAAAUCCUAGGAUACACAACUUGGCCGAAAAUGAACUCGAUCUGUUUAAGCAAUUGCUCAUCGCGUUGGAUGAAGUGGACCUGGUCAGCAUUCAUGAUCUUUAUUUUGGUAAAGAAACUCUGAGAAAUAUACUACAUUUCCUGGAAUCAAGCAAAAUGUACGUGUCAAAGUUUAAGAUGUUUCAAGAUGGACUGACCCUGUCUGAGAUUAAAUUAUGAAGUGAGACUCGACAAAAGACGACCCCCAGAGACUCACGUUUACUAAAUUUUAAACUAUUUCGUUCUAAAAUAUUAAGUUAGUUUAAACCUAAAAGUUCAGCAUGCAUAUAUGCAAAAAUUGCCUUGGAAUAAUUACUGUGUCUAUUAAAAAAACAUUAUCUUACUCGUCCAGGUUUCUCCUUAUAAUUUGAGAUCAUUAAUUCAAUUAAUAUGAGCCUAAUUACUAGUCAGAAAAGUCCAAUAAUUUUUCUGAAAAGUUAUUUGGUCAUACAUUCAAUUCAAUAUUACAUUAUUUAUUUAUAUAAUUUCGUCACUGGAAACAAUAGCAGGAUCGUGCUAA